GCCCGGGGAGGAGGAGCGGGAUCGGGAGCGGGAUCGGCCCUUCCCCGCCGCCGGGGCGAGGCCGGAGCGGAGCGGGGCGGGGGUGGCCGGGUCCGGCCCAUGGACCGUCCGUGCCCGAGGCGGAGCCCGUGGAAGGAGCCGCUCGGCCGCGGGAGGCGGCGCGGGGCGGCUGAGCGCGGCUGAGCCCCGGGGCCUUCGCUUCUCCCCGUCCCGUCCGUGCCCCGCGCCCGCCGCCCGAGCGGCACCAUGUCGGCCAAGGUGCGGCUGAAGCGGCUGGAGCAGCUGGUGCUGGACGGGCCGCAGCGGCACGACAGCGUGCUGAGCGUGGAGACCCUGCUCGACCUCCUGGUCGGCGUCUACGCCGAGUGCAGCCGCGACUCGCCGCUCCGCCGCGACCGAUACGUGUCCGACUUCCUCGAGUGGGCAAARCCAUUUACAAAAUUGGUAAAGGAAAUGCAACUCCAUCGAGAUGACUUUGAAAUUAUAAAAGUGAUCGGAAGGGGUGCAUUUGGAGAGGUUGCUGUUGUUAAAAUGAAGUGUACAGAGCGCAUUUAUGCAAUGAAAAUUCUCAAUAAAUGGGAAAUGCUUAAAAGGGCAGAGACAGCUUGCUUCCGAGAGGAGAGAAAUGUCUUGGUGAAUGGAGAUUGUCAGUGGAUUACUACAUUGCACUAUGCCUUUCAAGAUGAGAACUAUUUGUAUCUAGUGAUGGACUACUAUGUUGGUGGUGACUUGCUGACACUUCUCAGUAAGUUUGAAGACAAGCUUCCUGAAGAUAUGGCUAGAUUCUACAUUGGUGAAAUGGUGCUUGCUAUACAUUCCAUACAUGAGCUGCAUUAUGUGCACAGGGACAUAAAGCCUGAUAAUGUUCUUUUGGACAUGAAUGGCCACAUACGACUGGCAGACUUUGGGUCCUGUCUGAAAAUGAGUGAAGAUGGCACAGUACAGUCAUCAGUAGCAGUGGGUACUCCUGACUACAUCUCUCCUGAGAUACUGCAAGCAAUGGAAGAUGGAAUGGGGAAAUACGGGCCUGAGUGUGACUGGUGGUCACUGGGUGUCUGCAUGUAUGAAAUGCUGUAUGGUGAAACACCCUUCUAUGCGGAGUCGCUAGUGGAAACCUAYGGGAAGAUUAUGAAUCAUGAAGAACGAUUUCAGUUUCCAUCCCAUGUUACAGAUGUAUCUGAAGAAGCAAAAGAUCUUAUUCAGCGACUGAUCUGCAGCAGGGAGCGUAGACUGGGACAGAAUGGAAUAGAGGAUUUUAAAUCUCAUGCAUUUUUUGAAGGACUUAAUUGGGAUAACAUCCGAAACCUAGAAGCACCUUAUAUUCCAGAAGUUAGCAGUCCUUCUGACACCUCGAACUUUGAUGUAGAUGAUGACGUGCUGAGAAAUCCAGAAGUGGUGCCACCAAGUUCUCACACUGGCUUUUCUGGAUUGCAUUUACCAUUCGUUGGGUUUACAUAYACAACUGAUAGCUCRUUAUCUGAUAGAGGCACUUUAAAGAAUGUGCUGCAGUCUGACACUGUAACCAAAGAUACAGAUGUACAGCGAGAUUUAAAGAACUCUUCACAAAUAGAAGGUUAUGAAAAGAAAAUACGGAAAUUGGAGCAAGAAAAGCAGGAUUUGAACAGGAAACUACAAGAAUCUACACAGACAGUGCAGAACCUCCAAGGUCCAGUGUGUGUUACAGCAAACACAAGCCGUGAUAAGGAGAUAAAAAAAUUAAAUGAAGAAAUUGAACGAUUGAAGAACAAAUUAACAGAUAUAGGUAAACUGGAAGCACAGCUUGCAGAUGCAGUGGCUUUUCGACAAGAACAUGAAGACUCCAUACACAAGUUGAAAGGACUGGAAAAACAGUGCAGAGUACUGAGGCAAGAAAAGGAGGAUCUUCAUAAGCAACUUGUAGAAGCCUCAGAAAGAUUAAAGAUGCAGUCCAAAGAACUGAGAGAUGCCCACCAACAGAGGAAGCUGGCUGUGCAGGAGUUCUCUGAGCUCAGUGAGAGGAUGGGGGACCUGAGGUCCCAAAAGCAGAAGCUGUCCCGGCAACUUCGCGACAAAGAGGAAGAGUUGGAAGUGAGCAUGCAGAAAGUUGAUGCUCUGCGACAGGACAUCCGUAAAUCGGAGAAGAUGAGAAAAGAGCUGGAAGCCCAACUUGAAGAAGUCGUAGCAGAAGCAUCAAAAGAACGCAAGCUCCGUGAGCACAGCGAGGUUUUCUCCAAACAACUGGAAAAUGAACUGGAAGCUCUAAAGUUGAAGCAGGGAGGCCGGGCAGCUGGUGCCACACUAGAACAUCAACAGGAGCUUUCCAAAGUUAAGUCUGAGCUGGAAAAGAAAAUCUUAUUUUAUGAAGAGGAGUUAGUCCGACGAGAAGCAUCACAUGUUUUGGAAGUAAAAAAUGUGAAAAAGGAAGUACAUGAUUCAGAGAGCCAUCAGCUUGCACUUCAGAAAGAGAUCAUGAUAUUAAAGGAUAAAUUAGAGAAAACAAAGCGAGAGAGGCACAGUGAAAUGGAGGAAGCAAUAGGAACAAUGAAGGAGAAAUAUGAGCGUGAAAGAUCUAUGCUCUUGGAAGACAACAAAAAGCUAACAACAGAAAAUGAGAGGCUAUGCUCCUUCGUGGACAAGCUAACAGCACAGAAUAGACAGCUGGAAGAUGAGCUCCAAGAUCUAGCAGCAAAGAAGGAGUCUGUUGCUCACUGGGAAGCUCAGAUUGCAGAAAUUAUUCAGUGGGUAAGUGAUGAGAAGGAUGCUCGUGGCUAUCUCCAAGCAUUAGCUUCCAAGAUGACAGAAGAACUAGAAUCAUUGAGAAGUUCCAGUUUGGGGUCACGAACACUGGAUCCACUAUGGAAAGUGCGACGCAGUCAGAAGUUGGAUAUGUCAGCGAGGCUGGAAUUACAGUCUGCCCUUGAUGCAGAAAUUCGUGCCAAACAACUAGCUCAAGAAGAGCUACGGAAAGUUAAAGAUAUAAACAUAUCUUUAGAAAGUAAAUUAAAGGAAUCAGAAGCAAAGAAUAGAGAACUGUUGGAAGAGGUAGACAGUUGGAAGAAAAAAAUGGAAGAAAAAUACAGAACAGAUUCAGGUCUCAAACUUCCAGAUUUUCAAGAUUCCAUUUUUGACUAUUUCAACACCUCUCCUCUUGCACGUGAUUUGACUUUCAGAACCAGCUCUAUUAGUGAGCAGGAAAUGCAGGGUCCCAAGUCAGAAGUUUCACCAUCUACUUCAGUUGUAACUGCAGAGCAGCAACAAGAAGAACCAAUUCGGCUUCAGAGGAUGCCUGCUGCUCCUUCCCCCACCAUUCAGUCCAUUUCUCUAGCUGUACCAAAGCCUAAAGCUCACCAGCUCAAUAUCAAGUCCUUCACAAGCCCCACUCAGUGUAGUCAUUGCACGUCUCUUAUGGUGGGAUUAGUUCGACAAGGUUAUGCCUGUGAUGUGUGUUCAUUUGCAUGCCAUGUUUCCUGCAAGGACAGUGCACCUCAGGUCUGCCCUAUACCCCCUGAACAAGCCAAAAGGCCUCUUGGAGUAGAUGUGCAAAGAGGAAUAGGAACCGCCUAUAAAGGCUAUGUCAAGGUCCCAAAGCCUACGGGAGUUAAGAAAGGGUGGCAGAGGGCUUAUGCAGUUGUCUGUGACUGUAAACUGUUCUUAUAUGAUGUGCCUGAAGGAAAAUCUACCCAGCCUGGAGUUGUGGCAAGUCAAGUCUUGGAUCUCAGAGAUGAAGAUUUUUGUGUGAGCUCUGUCCUAGCAUCGGAUGUAAUACACGCAACUCGUAAAGACAUCCCUUGUAUAUUCAGGGUGACAGCUUCUCUCUUAGGUUUGCCUUCAAAGUCUUGUUCUCUACUGAUCCUGACAGAAAAUGAGAACGAAAAGAGAAAGUGGGUUGGAAUCCUCGAAGGGUUGCAGUCUAUCCUGCACAAAAACAGGCUGAGGAACCAGGUUGUGCAUAUUCCACAAGAAGCCUAUGACAGUACACUGCCUCUUAUUAAAGCAAGUUUAGCUGCUGCUAUUGUAGAUCGAGAUAGAAUAGCAAUUGGUUCAGAAGAAGGACUGUAUGUGAUAGAGGUGACCCGUGACGUGAUAGUUCGAGCUGCUGACUGCAAGAAGGUGUACCAGAUAGAGCUUGCUCCCAAAGAGAAAAUUAUCAUCCUCAUCUGUGGUCGGAACCAUCACGUCCACCUUUACCCCUGGGCUUCUCUGGAUGGGUCAGAAGGGAACUUUGACAUUAAGCUUGCAGAAACUAAAGGCUGCCAAUUGAUUACAACUGGAACACUAAAGAAGAGUUCUUCUACUUGUUUGUUUGUGGCUGUCAAACGACAGGUUUUUUGCUAUGAAAUUCACAGAACUAAACCUUUCCACAAAAAAUUCAGUGAAAUUCAGGCUCCAGGAAUUGUACAGUGGAUGACUGUGUUCAAGGACAAGCUCUGUGUUGGCUACCAGUCUGGGUUCUCUCUGUUGACCAUCCAGGGAGAUGGACAAUCUAUAAACCUGGUAAAUCCUAAUGACCCCUCGCUUAUCUUCCUCUCACAGCAGUCUUUUGAUGCCCUUUGUGCUGUGGAGCUCAGUAAUGAGGAAUACCUGCUUUGCUUCAGCCAUAUGGGAGUUUACGUCGAUUCGCAAGGUCGAAGGUCACGCAUGCAGGAACUAAUGUGGCCUGCAACUCCUGUUGCCUGUAGUUGCAAUUCUUCAUAUGUAACAGUGUAUAGCGAAUAUGGUGUUGAUGUUUUUGAUGUUAACACUAUGGAAUGGGUCCAGACUAUUGGCCUGCGAAGGAUCAGACCAUUGAACAUGGAUGGCACACUGAACCUCCUUAAUUGUGAGCCGCCAAGGYUAAUAUAUUUCAAGAACAAGUUUGCAGCAGGAGCUGGCCUCAGUGUACCAGAAACGUCUGACAACAGCAAGAAGCAAAUGCUUCGAACCAGGAGCAAAAGAAGAUUUGUAUUUAAGGUUCCUGAGGAGGAGCGGUUACAACAAAGGCGGGAAAUGCUUAGAGACCCUGAGCUAAGGUCAAAGAUGAUUUCUAACCCAACGAAUUUCAACCACGUGGCUCAUAUGGGACCAGGAGAUGGAAUGCAGGUCCUCAUGGACCUCCCACUGAGUGUCCUACCUCCUGCACAGGAUGAGAAGACCUGUCCAUCUUCAGCUAACCUGUCACGGCAGCAACAGCAACAGAGAAACAAAACCUACAUCUCGUGGCCCUCAUCAAGUGGCAGUGAUGUGGGAGCAACCAUGCCUUCCCGAAGUAUGUCCGACCCUGACCAGGAGUUUGACAAAGAGCCUGAUUCAGACUCCACCAAACACUCUACUCCAUCUAACAGCUCAAAUCCAAGUGGUCCCCCAAGUCCCAACUCUCCUCAUAGGAAUCAGCUUACACUAGAUGGACUGGACCAGUCGACCUGUGAYGCGUAACGCUGCCGCUCUCACCAUUCCGGCUCCGGUCAUCCACUACUCCGUGGUGUUCAACAGCAGGGCAAAGCUGUCUCAGAUGCUAGUGCCAAGACUGACACAGACUCUCUAGUGUUGUACAAGAAUAAUUAUAUAUCCAGAUUGUAGAUACAAACUAUGGAAAUGAAGAAAAUUCUUUACUAAUAGCAAUUGAGCUUUUUACGCAGAAUUGUUCACUGCUCAGUUACGGUUGAUUCCUUUCCGCACAGCUGUGACACGGUUUUAUUGCAUAGGAGCAUUUAAGGCCACCGGUAAAUAGUCUUAUUCUUAUGGUGAAAGAGAAAUAGAGAGAGUUACUGAUAAUGUUGCUACAAUAUCAGGAAUAUUAUUUUUCUAUAGAGUGACGUAAUGUCUGAUUAGCAGGAAAUCCUUUUAGACAGAAUUUGGACUUCUAAAUAGGAAAUGUGAGCGGGUCUAGUUACAUCCUCAGAUGAAUACACUUUUCCCUUUUUCCUGUAACUGUUUUUUUCCUAAAUCUUAAAGGAGAAUGGUAGGAAGCUGUAGGUCAUUUCCAACAUCAAUAGAAUCACCAGGAAGUCAAAGAAAAGUUGGUUAUAGUUUUGUGGCCUUUUAAUUCAUUUAGCCAUUACAUACACAGCUGCAUAACUGUCUUGCUAUCUUUCUACCAACUUUUUAGUCUUGUACAUAGGACUAUUGCCAGUUAUCUCUUUACUCAUUCCCUGCUUUUUAGUCCUCAUCCAUCAGUCAUUAGUCAGGGCUCUUAAAAUACUGGUAAUUACUGCUGUGAAAAGAUUUUACUCCUAGGUCCUGCCUUUCUCCUCCUGAGAAGUCAUUUCUCCUGGGUUUUUGGUGUAAGGACACACUACGCUGUUUAGCUAGCAAGCCUUCUCRUGGACACAUUGCCCUUGGAGUCUGCUUGACCUAAGGGACUGUAUCGCACUAAAACAUCAGUCUGUUUAUUGGUUACCAAAGUGGAACGUGAAGGAUGUGUAACUGGGGGUGCUGCUUUUCUCAUUAAUUGUAUCCUCACCUGCAUGAAGACCCCAUGAUUAUUAAUCAAGUAUUGAUCAUGUAGAAAAAUGCACAACACACUCCUGUAUAUUUUGCGAUGGCCCACGUGCGGUGAUGUUUUGCGUGUAUAUUUAAUCUCAUGCUUCCAUGUAUUAUACAUUUAGUAYUCAAAGAUUUGUGACCAUGUUUCAUUAAAAGCUUGUAAUUAAUUCAGUGGCUGGCAUAUCCAGUUUGUCAUUGUCACACUAGUGUGCCUUCUGUGCCAAUUYUAUGACAGUUGGAUGUCACUUAUUUAAAAUUCAGUUUAAAUGGGCUAAUGAUAUACCAAUGGCUAAUGUUCUUUUUUGAAACACUGUAUAGGACGUGCACUUAUCUUUAGUUUAAACUGAGUGUUCUAGUCAACAUUUAAUCCUGUUACGUUAAGUGUUCGACAGUACUUGCUCUUUUUCUCAGAUUCUUGAUAAAGGGGCUCAGUUAGAGCUGGACACUACUGCUUUGGGGGUUUUCUGGUUUUUACUUUUUUAAUGUAAGUCUAAGUCUUUGUAAUUAUUGAAAUGUGAGAACAUUUUUGAACAAUUUACAUGUCAAUAAAGCAGAAGAGGGAGGUUUUAAAGUU
This is a messenger RNA of Malurus melanocephalus (red-backed fairy wren), 7015 nucleotides long. RefSeq names its product CDC42 binding protein kinase beta (gene CDC42BPB). Lineage: Eukaryota; Metazoa; Chordata; Aves; Passeriformes; Maluridae. The transcript has 37 exons. Gene Ontology annotation, molecular function: ATP binding; protein serine/threonine kinase activity. Gene Ontology annotation, biological process: peptidyl-threonine phosphorylation; actomyosin structure organization. The record is from RefSeq and is a predicted model, not a curated record. Gene Ontology annotation, cellular component: cytoplasm; cytoskeleton. Bases 247 to 5391 code for a protein of 1714 amino acids.